AUGAAAACAAAACAUCAGAAACCAACAGUAAACUAUGGAUUUGGUUAUUUCAGUAUGUUUAUAUUUGCUUUAUCAGUAGCUAUAGGAUUACUAUCGCUAUUUCCGACAUACAUAACAUUCAAUCUUCAGAGACAUCCUGUUAUUCCAUUCCUAUCAUUUUCACCACCAGCCUAUCCAAAUCUCGAAAAUGUUACAAAAGUACUUUUAGAUAAUCAUCUUAAAUAUAUUAAUAUUGGUAAAUCUAGAGGACCGGAAACAGUUGCAUUCAACAGUAAAGGUGAUCUUUAUUUCAGUUCUGAAUCUGGUGAAAUCAGAUACUUGAAAGCUCCUAUUCAAUUCUCAAACGCUCCAGAUUCAUCGAUUGACAACAGUCUACCGUUUAUUCAUACAGGUGGCAGACCUCUUGGAAUUAAAUUCGAUAAGGACGAUAAUCUAUUGAUUGCAGAUCCUGUCAAAGGCUUAUUAAAGUUUGAGAGAGGUACCAACACUCUUACAAUUCUCACUGGUUCAGCUAAUGGAACUAAACUCUUGUUUAUCGACGAUGUCAAACCCGGUGAUGAUGGAAUCAUCUAUUUCAGUGACAGCUUUGGAAUGGCACCGUUUAUUGAUAACACCGGUCAAUGGAACACUGAAGGACCAUCUUUCUUUGUUUGUGCCACCAUGCAAACCAAAGGAAAAUUGCUAUCUUACAAUCCUGUCACUCUGGAAACCAAAGUACUUGUAGACGGUCUCACUUGUGGUAACGGAGUGACACUCGACGAAAAAGGAGAAAGUGUAUUUAUAACAGAGACUUGCAAAUAUAGAGUUAUAAGAUAUUGGAUAAAAGGUCCAAAAGCUGGUAAAUCAGAGGUUUUUGCAGAGAAUCUACCUGGAUAUCCAGAUGGCAUUGAAAUGGCACCAAACAACAGAUUAUAUGUUACUCUAUUCUGUCAAAGAACGAUAUUCGAUCACCUCCAGCCAUAUCCAUUGCUAAAGAGACUUUACCUCUCAAUUCCAUAUCAUUAUGUUCCAAGUCACUCGCUCUCUUCAAUUGCUGUGUUGGAUGCAAAUAAUGGUAGAAUAUUAGAAAUAUUGGAAACUCGUACAAACCACAUGAUAACGCUAACAAGCACAACCAGAAAGGAUAAUAAACUUUAUAUGGGUAAAAUGUUUAAUAAUAACUCUUAUUUUAGUAUUCUAGUAUUUGCUCUUUCAAUAAUAGUUUGUGUGCUGGCUUGGUUUCCAACCUAUCAACUCUAUGGCAAUCAAUACUGGCCCGAUCUAGAAUUUCAAAGAUUUGACUACCUCCCACUUACAAGUCUGGAAAAUGUAACAAAGAAAUUGGAAAAGAAAAUAAAAUAUUUGGACCUAGGUGAAAUACAUGGACCUGAAUCAAUAUCUUUCAAUCGUAAUGGUGAUCUAUAUUUUUCAACUGGAUCAGGUGAGAUUCGAUAUAUGAAAGCUCCAUUCGAUUUUAUCGAUUCAAUCUCUAUUGGCAAACCAAUGAACAGUUAUCAUUAUGUACACACCGGUGGUAGACCGCUUGGAAUUGAUUUCGAUCGCGAUGACAAUUUGUUGAUUGCCGAUUCUGCCAAAGGAUUGUUUAGAGUCGACAAAGAUUCGGGAGAUAUGAUAUUACUAACUGCAACCGUAAACAAUACAAAGUUGAACUUUGUCAACGAUGUAACAUCGAACUUCGAAGAUGGAUUGAUCUAUUUCAGUGACAGCACCAAGCUGGCACCUUUCCUUGACAACUCAGGUGAUUGGAAUACAAAAAUACCUUCUCUCUAUACCUGUGCAACCUCGGCGCAGUUUGGAAAGCUUCUCUCAUACGAUCCCGCGACAAAGCAAACCAAAAUUCUACUCGAAGGCAUUUCCUAUGCAAAUGGAGUUGCACUCGAUGAAAAAGGUGAAAGUCUCUAUUUAGUAGAGACAUGUAGAUAUAGAGUUAUAAAAUAUUGGUUAAAAGGUCCAAACACUGGAAAAUCACAUGUCAUUGUUGAUAAUCUACCUGGAUAUCCAGAUGGUAUCGAUUACUCUGAUGGCAAGCUUUAUAUAUCAAUAUUUUCCAAGAGAACGUAUUAUGAUUACCUUUAUAGAUAUCCAUUGCUAAGAAAGUUGUUUCAUACUAUUCCAAAUAAUGGAGUUCCAUUGGGACCACCUUCUAUCAUUAUUGCCGAUUCUCAUACUGGUGAAAUAAUGGAAUCUUUAGAGACAACAUCAAACCAUUUCAAGACAAUAACAUGUACUUAUGUUCAUGAGAAUAAAUUAUAUUUAGGAAAAAAAUAA
Molecule: messenger RNA, 2268 nt
Organism: Heterostelium album PN500
Lineage: Eukaryota; Evosea; Eumycetozoa; Acytosteliales; Acytosteliaceae
Product: SMP-30/gluconolactonase/LRE family protein
Exons: 9
Coding region: 1-2268 (755 amino acids)
Biological process (GO): biosynthetic process
Molecular function (GO): strictosidine synthase activity
Source: RefSeq, a predicted model, not a curated record